ACAGCAGACGAGGGGGGGCGUCCCUACAAAGAGGGAGCAGGGAGGAGAAACAGCAGACGAGGAUAGGGAGAGUGACUGAGAAGAUAGAGAGCAUCUGAGAGAGAGAGUUCGCAUGCAGGACAGAGUGAUUAAACAGCAGGCAGACAUUGGACAGCCUUUUUUUUUUACUUCCACCACAACUGCUACAGUGGAGGAGAUGCUUAUGUGAAGAGAACAAGUGAUUGUGCACAGUAAACAAGAAGCUCUCUUCCUUUUUAUAGAUAAAGGCAGGAAUUGAUGAGCUGCUGCUGAUCUUAGAGUGUCUUGUCAUGGAUGACUCUAGGGAACCUGCUGAAUAGAUCUCAGCGCUGCAUCAUGGUUCAGCAAAGGACCCACAAAUACUCAUCAGUCAUGGAUGGCAAUUCUACCAGAGAGGUCUUUGUGGGACUGGCGGCAGAGGACGAUGCGGAGGGGUUCGGACAUGUACCUUCUAAGAAAGACCCCAACUGGUGCAAAACUCCAACUGGGCACAUCAAGAGACCAAUGAACGCUUUCAUGGUCUGGUCCCAGAUUGAGAGACGUAAGAUCAUGGAGCAGUGGCCUGACAUGCACAAUGCUGAGAUUUCAAAGCGUCUCGGAAAGCGCUGGAAACUACUGCCUGAUUAUGAGAAGAUACCCUUCAUCAAAGAGGCUGAAAGGUUGCGUCUAAAGCACAUGGCUGACUAUCCUGACUACAAAUACCGGCCCAGGAAGAAGAGCAAGAUCUCAACCCAUGUGAAACUUGGAGAGAAGUUGCCUAUGAAAUCCAGCAAGCCCCAUUCAGGAAGGUCUCCUGGGCUGUCCUGCAAAGGGCUAAAGAUCAAACCCACUUCUACCAAGCCUAAAAUGAACUUUACUGGCAAUAAAUAUAAGAGCUACAGUGAGAGCAUGAGCGAUGAUGACACGAUGGAUGUAAAUUUAGAAAGUCCAGUGACUUUGCAAGACGAUCACAACCCAUCAGGUCACUUUGUCCUUCACCAGCAGGCUACCAUUCCCUCUGAGGACCAGCAACCAGUUCCUGAGCUCAAAAUGAAAGUGCCCAUCUCACAAACCAGCAGCAUCCAGAGUGUCUCCUCAGAGAAUGAGUGCCAGGCUGUCCCAGAGUCCACCACGAGCGAACCACAAGGUUCGACAUCUGGAAGAUCCUCCACACCAACCUCAACCAGUUCCUCCUCUUUGGUGUCCUCAGCAUGUUCGGAUGAGGAACUGGAUGAGGAACUCUUGCAUAUCAUUUCUAACAGUAUGCCUAUGGACUGCUCCACUCUGGACAAAGACUUUGAAGCGUUCAAUGCUAACUCAGGAUCCCAUUUUGACUUCCCAGAUUACUGCACUCCAGAGGUGAAUGAAAUGAUUUCUGGGGACUUGCUCGUGCCCAGCAUCUCAGACCUUGUGUUCACCUACUAAAGUCGAGUCCUCUGUAUUGUGGCCAGGUCUGCAUAGCUGCCAAUUUGAAAAUAUUUUGUUCAUGUUGUACUUGGACAAUUCCAUUUUCCAUGUGUUUAUUUUUGUCAAUGAAUUCCGUAAGUGCUAUUGCUUUUCUUUCCAAGCAUGUCACAUCUUGUUGGUUUAGCUAAGACACACAGGGCUUUGCAGAGCUGUUCAGGACAGUAAGACAUUCAGGCUUUGGGUCUAAUUCUUAGACACAUGAAAAUGAUCUUUUCCUUAUCUUUAUAAAUGUCUUAAACUAACUGCUAAUAUCUCCAGAGACAAAGAUUUGUAUCUAUUUUUCCCAAAAUUUAAAUUCUUUCAUCAUUUACUCAACUACAUGACUUACUUUAUUUACAAAACAUGAAAGAAGGUUUUGUCCAUACAUCAACCACAUUUUUCAAAAUAUCUGUCCACCGAAACCAGAAUGUCAUUAGGGUGAGGGAAUGACAAUUUUUUUUUUGGGUGAGCAAGCCUUUUAUUAUACAACACUGUCAUUUUCAUGUCUGCUCAUAAUUUAAAUGCUUAAUCAAGUUUCAUUCAAAAUUGAUUCCCCCGUAAGUUUCAAUGUGCAUAAAUAGGUCUGCUGACAGUGCAGUAAUAUUCUAAAACAUUCUUUUUUUUUUUUAUUAAAUCCUGCAGUACUUACUAUAAAGCAUCAGUAACCUUGCAGAUAAAAUCACUGCGGACACAUAAUUCAUAUCAUGUUCUUUAAUUAGGUAAUAGCACUUUCAUCACCUUGUCAUUGCUGCAGAAGUUAAGGCACACAUGUGAUUUAAAGGCAGCUCUGCAUUGGCCCUGCAUGCAGGUGUGUGUGUGUGUGUGUGCGUGUGCGGGUGUGUGUGUAUGUGUGUGUCAAUGUGUGCCUGAACUGAUUGGACUGUGGACAAAAGGGGGUUAAGGUUAGGGUUUUGGGGGGUUGGGAUUGGGAUUGGUUCUUUCAGGGAACUGUGCAUCUGUCCAUGCAGGCAGCAGCUUUUAUGCAGGGGUCGGACUCUGCGCUUACUGAGCGUCUGCCGGGGUGGGGAGGCGUGUGAGGGGGGGCUCCCGCACUGGUUCUCUGAAAUGCAUGUCAUGUCUGCAGUCUGGCUGCAGCUGCCCUGAUCAGGGCGAGAAAUCUGUGUCUGCCAGCUGGCCCCCAUUGACUCUCUCAGGGAUCGUUUGUCUAGGUCCUAGUGCCUCCCGUAGGUAAUUCAUCUGUGAUGAUCUCUGUGUGUGUGUGAGCCUCUCUUUCUUUCCUGGAAAAAGCAUUCGAAGCAAACCGAAGUGACAAAAUCCCUCAAUUUCUCAAAACAGGAUCUGUCCUUUUAAAAAAAAAAAAUGCUCUUAUUAAUUUGAGUUCAGUUGGCAACCGAGAGACUGGCAUUAUUGUCCUCCCAUCAACAUUUGUCAGAAAAGGGACAACAAACCCUGCAGUUCAUAUCUUACAUAAACUGUUAAUCCUCGUCGAUUCACAGCAUCCUGUGAAGAAGCAGCGGCAUGCGGAGGAACACAAAAGGAAAGGGACCUGCUGUGUAUUUGCUCUUGGUUUAACCUCAUUGUUUGGACUGCAUAAUGACUACUUUUGUCACACUGACCACAGAGGCAUAAACAGCCUCCAUCGUGUUGUGUUUCCUUAUUGUAGGAAAGAGUUGACUGAACUAGUUCUGUAUUUUUUCUAAUUCAUGAUAGUUUGCAAAAAUCUUAGUUUUGCCAAGUGGUUUUUAGAAUGACGCCACACUCGGUGGUCAAAGUACACAUGUAAUUCAGGUAUUUGUGUUUCAAGUAAAAGGGAAAUGGCGUUAAACAUGAGGACCGAUGGGAAAGAUGGAUGUGGUUUGUGAUACAAGGCCUCCAUUCAUAAAACAAAAAAACAUGAGGAUUUUCAAUGUGUAAAAACAUUGCCUCAACAUAUAUGUAUAGCGCAGAAAGAUUUAGUGCUUUAAAACUGAAAUGUUGGCAUUUUAAAUGCUCAAAAUUGCAGAAACUGUAGUAAUAACGCAAGUUACUGGAAACUUUUGUUUCAUUAUAAGUGAGGCAAUGGAUGGCAUUCAUUUCAUAAUACGGUAAUUUGUAUUAUGAAAAUCCAAAAUCAAGCUUGCAUGUGUUAUAAAUAAGGACUUGUGAAUAGGUAAACAAAAGGUUUGGGCUUUCAACAAUCAUCAGGGAAAUUAUUUCAGGAAUCAACACGUUCACUAUUUUAGAAGAUUCUUUGCUACUGGAAUUGUGAAACGGCUCACUGAACCUGAAGUUCACACACAGGAAUGAAUCUUUGCAUUAAGAUGUAUGUCAAUCAAAUCUGUCUCCAUCUAGAAAUGUAUCAGGUCACACACCGAACCAAUACAGUCCCAAACACCAGCAGUCAAUUAAACGGACUCAGGACUAAAAA
Carassius gibelio (silver crucian carp) is the source of this 3811-nucleotide messenger RNA. RefSeq names its product SRY-box transcription factor 12 (gene sox12). The transcript is spliced from 2 exons. Gene Ontology annotation, biological process: anatomical structure morphogenesis; regulation of DNA-templated transcription; cell differentiation. The record is from RefSeq and is a predicted model, not a curated record. Gene Ontology annotation, molecular function: RNA polymerase II cis-regulatory region sequence-specific DNA binding; DNA-binding transcription factor activity, RNA polymerase II-specific. NCBI's taxonomy places the organism in Eukaryota, Metazoa, Chordata, Actinopteri, Cypriniformes, Cyprinidae. Bases 313 to 1422 code for a protein of 369 amino acids.